Molecule: messenger RNA, 1212 nt
Organism: Coregonus clupeaformis (lake whitefish)
Lineage: Eukaryota; Metazoa; Chordata; Actinopteri; Salmoniformes; Salmonidae
Product: S-phase kinase-associated protein 1
Exons: 6
Coding region: 110-601 (163 amino acids)
Biological process (GO): SCF-dependent proteasomal ubiquitin-dependent protein catabolic process
Cellular component (GO): cytoplasm; nucleus
Molecular function (GO): cullin family protein binding
Source: RefSeq, a predicted model, not a curated record
GCAUAGUUGGCUGGCCAGCUAAAAUAGUUCCAGUGGCUGCCUGUGCUUCUGUUGGGCCCGGUUGACGUUGACAUUUUUUUCCCUCUAGAUUUGCUUUAAAACAUUCACAAUGCCAACAAUUAAACUGCAAAGUUCAGAUGGAGAGAUCUUUGAGGUGGAUGUGGAAAUAGCAAAGCAGUCUGUGACAAUAAAGACAAUGCUGGAAGAUUUGGGUAUGGAUGAUGAAGGAGAUGAUGAUCCAGUCCCCCUUCCGAAUGUGAAUGCAGCCAUCCUCAAGAAGGUGAUCCAGUGGUGCACCCACCACAAAGACGAUCCCCCUCCCCCCGAGGAUGACGAGAACAAGGAAAAGAGGACGGAUGACAUCCCUGUCUGGGACCAGGAGUUCCUCAAAGUGGACCAAGGGACCCUCUUCGAACUUAUUCUAGCCGCAAACUAUUUAGACAUCAAAGGACUUCUAGAUGUCACCUGCAAGACGGUGGCCAACAUGAUCAAAGGAAAGACCCCAGAGGAGAUCAGGAAGACGUUCAACAUAAAAAAUGACUUCACAGAGGAAGAGGAAGCCCAGGUACGCAAGGAGAACCAGUGGUGUGAAGAGAAAUAAAGGAGGAUCCUGCCAACACUAACACGCUGAAAGGAUUGUUCCAGUAACUGGUUGCACUGCGUUGUUCAUACUUGUUAAUAUUACAUUUAGUCUAUUAGAGCGACAGAUCCCCCUGUGUACUCGUAGCAUGACCAUUUCCAUUGCUUGUGUGGUGCAAAAUAAUAGAAAUAGCUAUUACAUUGUGUUUACACAUUUUACUUCACUUCACUUUAUAUAUUCACGAGUCUGGGUUUUCUUUCCUAUUUCAAGAGUAGAUGCACCACUCUCCCCGUUUUGAAUUGCUAUAGGAUUUUUUACUGAACAUGUUUACAUAUUUUUUGUUGUUGAGUCAACUGAAAUGACUCAAUGCUGAAUUUUGUAAUCGCAGCCUCUUCUGUGCCGUUGUCUUAACGUCAUGUUAGGGAGGACAUUUGAAGUGGGGGUGAAUGUGUGAAAAAUGUCCUGUGGACUGGAAAUACUUGUUGAAGAAGUAAAUGUGUGUUGUCUGUCACACAACUUAUGGUAUUUACCUAUUAAGAUUGGAUUGGGGUCUUUUCUCAGUUCUGCUCUGAAGAUGACAUUUAGGAUUAUCAACCAUUAAAUUCUAGGAGUGAAUAAAUUAAUUAAAAGAA